AUGAAUUCAGUGGUCUCCCAGAUGAGAUCACAAGUUGUCGCAGAAUGCAUUCAACACGUGGCAGCAACUGUCGGACAAUGUGAAGCACAAGAAAUUAAUCCGAUUGUUGGACGAAUAAUUGGUGAAGUGAAAGAAGAAAACUAUGUUGUUGACCUGAAUAUAUCCUCCAAAAUGGUGAAAGUUAUCAAGAAAAACAGACUUAUUCAACGUCAUCCGAUAACUUAUUUCUCAUUUGGAUGCCGUGGAAGAGGAGAAAACUCAAAUAUGUUUGGAUACAUUGCAAAGAAUAAAGAUGGAACUGAUAGAAGAUGUCAUGUUUUAUCAAGUAAAGAUGCUCAGAAGUUAGUCGAUACUUUGAUCGCAGCGAUUAAUGUGAGCAUGACUGAUACUCGAGGGACACCAUCGACUUCAAGCACUCCAAGUGACGAUGGAUUUGUGAAACCAGAAGUGCCUGCGGAGGGAAGAAUUGUUAAUUUGGUUCGUCAGUCUCCCGUUGGAAGUCAUAGACAAGUUUCGGAUGAUGUUGUUGGAAAAGUAUGGUUUCAUGGCCAUUUGUCAAGAGAUGAUGCACAAAGCUUGUUGACAACGGCUGGAGACUUUUUAGUACGACAAAGUGACCACACUUCUGGAAAGUUUGUGCUGAGUGGUUUGACAACUGAUGGAGAUCACAAACAUUUGAUACUAUUAGAUCAUCAAAUGAGAGUCCGUACUCGUGAUCAUGAGUUUAACAACAUAACUGAACUAAUCGACUAUCACAUGACUAAUGGAAUAGCUGUUCGGACAGAGAGGAACGCCAAGGAUCAAAGGGAAACAUCAAUUAUGUUACUACGACCCGUACCAGCUCCUGCGGAAGUCCCACCUUCUCCAGAAUCACCGAAUUAA
Molecule: messenger RNA, 882 nt
Organism: Caenorhabditis remanei
Lineage: Eukaryota; Metazoa; Nematoda; Chromadorea; Rhabditida; Rhabditidae
Exons: 5
Coding region: 1-882 (293 amino acids)
Biological process (GO): cell surface receptor protein tyrosine kinase signaling pathway
Cellular component (GO): plasma membrane
Molecular function (GO): receptor tyrosine kinase binding
Source: RefSeq, a predicted model, not a curated record